This is a messenger RNA of Uncinocarpus reesii 1704, 1071 nucleotides long. RefSeq lists its product as uncharacterized. Lineage: Eukaryota; Fungi; Ascomycota; Eurotiomycetes; Onygenales; Onygenaceae. Bases 1 to 1071 code for a protein of 356 amino acids. The record is from RefSeq and is a predicted model, not a curated record. The transcript is spliced from 4 exons. Gene Ontology annotation, molecular function: 1-acylglycerophosphocholine O-acyltransferase activity. Gene Ontology annotation, biological process: inner mitochondrial membrane organization; cardiolipin acyl-chain remodeling. Gene Ontology annotation, cellular component: mitochondrial membrane.
AUGUUCCAAGUCGCUGCAUUGUGCCGUGGCUUUCUAUACGCGCUUAAUACUACUGAGGUGCAUGGGCAGGAGGAGUUUCUGAAACUCCUGGAGGAAAGACGGGAUCAUACGUUGAGGACCCGGGGGUUGAUAACUGUUUCGAACCAUAUCAGCGUUAUGGACGAUCCCUUGAUGUGGGGGACUGUACCGCUGCAUAAUCACUGGGGAUAUCAGUCAUUCAACCGCAGAUGGGCGUUUGGAAGCCAUGAUAUCUGCUUCAGCAACAGAGCCCUUUCCGCUUUCUUCACCCUGGGCCAAGUCCUUCCAACGCACAGGCUAUACCACUCGUCCUAUGGUGGGCUCUUCCAACCCACUGUUACCCAGGCAAUCCGAUUACUGUCGCGAGGUCCUUUCCCUACCAAUCCCCAUACCGCGCCAGGGGAUAUGCAACAAUGGAGCUUUCAAAAUGUCUGCGUCGACCCGUUCUCCGAAGUUGCAACGGCAUACACUACCACAAGCCACGAUUCCUACCUCGCACCGUCAGCGUACGCCUGCAAUUCAUAUUCAUGGGUACACAUAUUCCCAGAGGGUAAGAUUCAUCAGUCACCGCCCAAAACCAUGCGAUACUUCAAAUGGGGCGUCUCCCGUUUGAUCCUCGAAGCGUCAGACUGUCCUGACGUUGUUCCCAUCUGGAUCGAAGGCACAGAUGAAGUGAUGCAUGAGAGCAGGGCGUUUCCACGGUUUCUUCCCCGCAUAAACAAGAAGAUUAGUGUCACAUUUGGCCAAAGAGCGGAUGCGGAGACCGUUUUUGGUGAUUUGAGGAGACGCUGGCAGAAACUGAAGGCUGAAGCUGAAAAGGAUGGGGAGCCGGCCCCACUGGGGGUACUCAACGAAGAGCUCAUGUAUGGGGAAAAAGCUGUGGCGUUACGUAAAGAAUGUACAAUGAGGGUUCGAGAACUGGUACUACAAGUGCGCCGCUCAAGGGGCCUCCCGGAUGAAGAUCCCAAAGCGAGUUUAGCAGAAACUUGGGCGUGGGAAGGCCCCAAAAGGGAGGGCAAAAUGGAUGACGACUCUUGGGUUCGAGAUAUUUGA